Messenger RNA from Chanos chanos (milkfish), 1760 nucleotides. RefSeq names its product Kruppel like factor 12a (gene klf12a). The record is from RefSeq and is a predicted model, not a curated record. Gene Ontology annotation, biological process: regulation of transcription by RNA polymerase II. Gene Ontology annotation, molecular function: RNA polymerase II cis-regulatory region sequence-specific DNA binding; DNA-binding transcription factor activity, RNA polymerase II-specific. NCBI's taxonomy places the organism in Eukaryota, Metazoa, Chordata, Actinopteri, Gonorynchiformes, Chanidae. The transcript has 6 exons. The coding region runs from base 402 to 1535 and encodes 377 amino acids.
AGAGAGAGCGCUUGGUAACAUACUUUGUGAGGGGCUGGGUGUACAUUGUCCUCUGCUCUGACAGCCUAAGGGUCCUCCCACUCCCUCAUUCAGAGCAGUCAUGUGACCUGGGCUUUUGCGAGUACAACAGUGCUGGGAGACUGUUCCAUUCAUUUCCUUCUGAGUAACACACAGAGGAGGAGGGGAGGGUGGGAGAGAGAGAGAGAGAGAGAGAGAGAGAGCAAGAGAGUCACAGAGAGGUAACGACAGACAUCGAGAGUGCUCUAGACGAGAGAGAGAGAGAGAGAGAGAGAGAGAGAGAGAGAGAGAGAGAGAGAGGAAGGGGAAAAAAAGGGGAGAAGCUCUGAGGAUAGCACUUCUCACACUGUAGAGCUUCAAACAAGACUCCUUGUUGACACACAAUGUUAAUGCUGGAUGGGAUGCCAAUCCUACGAGUCAAAACAGAGCCAGUGGAGUCCCAGCGACGGUCACCUGAAAUGCACGGAUACCCAGAGAUGGGAGUUCUGGUGAUGGAUGGAAGAUUUCGCCCGCGUAAUAUAGAGAGACGUUUUCCCACAGACCUGUACCAGACCCAAACAGAGCCUGUGGACCUGUCCACCAACAAAAACAGAACCUCCCCAUCUUCAUCAUCAUCAUCAUCAUCAUCAUCAUUGUCGUUGUCGUCGUCGCUGUCAUCUUCCCCAGCGUCCUCAUUAUCUUCGUUACGUUUCUCCUCCCGGUCCCCUCCCAUCACUCCCACCAAACACUCAUCACCGUCGUCAUCUUCAUCAUCCUCAUCUUCCCCUUCAUCUUCCUCUCCCUCGGUCAUCACCCCGGUCCCCCGACCCAAAGUUUCACCAUCGAGCCCCUGUCCUGUGGUGACGUCCCCUCCCGCGGGGCUGCGUGGGCAGCCGUUCCUCCACAUGGCCCACCCCGUACCCCCCUGCCACAGCCCGGUUCACCUCCAUCCGCGGAGGGUCCCCGUGGUGGUACAGCCUGUACCCUUGGUCUACGCUGGCUCUCUGGGAACAGCAGGCCUAAUGGUUCCACUGCUUGAGGAAAACAGGAGACAAGGGAAAGUCACACACAGAAUCCCAGAUGGCCUGUCGCCACGGCGAUCCCACAGCGAUAGUGAGGAUGAUGACCUGCCCAGUGUCACCUUGGACAGUGUGAAUGAGACGGGCUCCACCGCACUAUCCAUCACCAGAGCAGUGCAAGAGUCCAUGUUGCCAUUCAGUAUUGAGAGCCUGAGGCCGAGGAGGUCAGAGUCUCCUGACUCCAAGAGGAGGCGUAUCCAUAGGUGUGAGUUUGAGGGCUGCAAUAAGGUUUACACCAAAAGUUCUCACCUGAAAGCCCACAGGAGAACGCACACAGGUGAGAAACCCUAUAAGUGCACGUGGGAUGGCUGCACUUGGAAGUUUGCACGGUCUGACGAGUUGACCCGACAUUACCGUAAACACACGGGGGUCAAACCCUUUAAAUGUUCGGACUGUGACCGCAGCUUUUCCCGCUCGGAUCACUUAGCCUUGCACCGCCGCCGCCACGCCCUCGUCUGAGGAGGAGAGCGAGUGAUGAACAGAUGGAUAGGCCAAUGUGCAGGCAGGGAUUAAUAUCUACCUGCCAAUCAACAUUCAGGAGGGGCUGGACCUCUGCCUAACUGCCCUAAAACCCCUCACAGCUACCAUGGACAGGAGCUCAGCCCAGAGGAGAGGAGAGACAGAUGGACGGAGUACAUAUCUGAGGGAGGAAGAGGGAGGGGGAGAGAGAAAUAAAAGAGGAAA